AUGAGCAAGAGCCUACACAGUGCACCGAAACGUCUCCAAAGGAUGAUGAUGAAACUUCAGAAGUUUGAUGUCACAGUUACUUACCAGAAGGGUACGGAGUUAUAUGUUGCAGACUUAGGCGUGCAUACUUUACCACAGACGGGAUCAUCCAACGAUGAUGUCGACCAUGUCUUCUCUGUCAGAUUACCCACUGAAAUAGAAACUGAAGCCAUUGACAUGAAACAGUAUGUGUCAAUCUCAAACAAGUCCUUUGAGAAAAUUCAAGCUGCUACUCGUGCUGACCAUGGAAUGAAGAGACUGAUAGAACUGAUACAAAAUGGAUGGCCUGAAACGAGAAAUGGUCUUCCAAAGUCAGCCCAAGACUACUUCAAUUUCAGAGAUGAACUUUCAGUUCAAGAUGACAUCAUCUUUAAAGGUGAACGUGUUGUCAUUCCCCCAAGUAUCCGACAAUGGUAUAUUGAAAGGAUACAUUCAAAUCACAUUGGAAUCAAUGGGUGCAUUCGCAGAGCACGAGAACUUGUCUAUUGGCCAAACAUGGUGAAGGAUCUGACCGAAUACAUCAGCAAAUGUGAGAUUUGCAAGAGUGUACAGCAAGAGCAAGGUAGAGAACCACUCAUCAGCCAUGAAAUUCCAGCAAGACCAAUGGAGAAAAUCGCAUGUGAUCUCUUCGAAUUUGAUGGACGAGACUAUCUCCUUACAGUGGACUACUUUUCUGAUUUGUUCGAAUUUGAAUGUCUACGAGAAAAAAACUCUUCAGAAGUCAUUGGUAAACUCAAAGCGUUCUGUGCCAGACAUGGUAUUCCAGAUGUUAUGAUCACAGACAAUGGGCUGCCAUUCAAUUCUAAUGCUUUUGCCAGCUUUGCCCAGCA
Molecule: messenger RNA, 869 nt
Organism: Haliotis rubra (blacklip abalone)
Lineage: Eukaryota; Metazoa; Mollusca; Gastropoda; Lepetellida; Haliotidae
Exons: 1
Biological process (GO): DNA integration
Molecular function (GO): nucleic acid binding
Source: RefSeq, a predicted model, not a curated record